This is a messenger RNA of Orbilia oligospora ATCC 24927, 1983 nucleotides long. RefSeq lists its product as uncharacterized. Lineage: Eukaryota; Fungi; Ascomycota; Orbiliomycetes; Orbiliales; Orbiliaceae. The coding region runs from base 1 to 1983 and encodes 660 amino acids. The transcript is spliced from 5 exons. The record is from RefSeq and is a predicted model, not a curated record.
AUGGAGAGGUCUUCAUUCAAGAAACCAGAAGCCCAAAUUCCAAAGAUCAUCACACAAUCUCCUUCUCCCAUCAAGCCCAUAGCUAACAAUACCUUCCUCACUGUUCCCAGCCACUACGCGUUUCAAUCUCGAAGCCCUACGCCGGUACAGUCUCGAUUGCCUCAGAUGCACGACGAAGCCAAAGUCAAGAUUUCAAAGCCAUUAACUCGCGUACAAACUAAAAAGAUGCAAGAAGGCAUCAUUAAAAACUUCUGUGACCGAGUUCACGCCCUAGAGGAAGAAGUUGGGACGAAGACCGCUGAAGCUGAGAAACUUCAAAUGCAACUUGGCGAAAUCACCAGCCUGGCCAAAGGUGCUCAAACCAACCUUGAAAAGGUUGUUGGGCAGAACAAGCUUGUCCAAGAGAGUCUUACCCAGCUCGAAAGUGUCCUGCGAAAAAUCGAGAAUCUUAACAUAACUCACGGCGACGAAGUGGUUUCUAAUGUCCAGCCUCUGGAUGAAGGAAUCCCGGCAAGUGGGACGGAUACGAAAGUAGAAGAUGAGGACGUUCCCACACCCGUAGUUGCUAGAAGCGAACGCAGUUCUGUCGCACCAACUCCUGCGGAGGAAGCUCCGACUCCUCAACUACCGACAGCGAGUGACGUUGCUAACCUUUUCGAUUUCCAUGCCGAUGAUGAUGAUGAAGGUGAAGAUGAGGCUAUCAUCAAAAAAGAACAAGAGACCAACAAACCUACGGACCAGCAAAGUGGUCCAAGGCUAGCAUCGACCAUUGUCUCUCCCGGUGCCCCUGACCCUUUCGCUUUUGAUGAUGCAGCGGUCGAGGCUGUCUAUACAGACCAAUCUGAGGGCAAGAUCCAACAUCCCCACGGAACCCCAAGCCACCAGACAGUUGUUCCAAUUAAGCCUAUUGCUGUUGCCCAAGAGCCGGCCCCAAUGCCCCUUCAACAACCAAUUGGAGACCCUGCUAUGGCACCGUUCCAGAAACUUGCAGAUGUUAUGAAGCAAACUCUCCAAAGCGCUACCCCUGUGGGUAACAUGAAUCCUGCUCCUCAGCAGCCAGUCGCUUCGGGACUUCACAUCAACGCGGCUCCUGUCAAAGGGCCCGGCCCAGCCGCUGCUAGUAGAGCCUCAAGCAGAGGUCAAUCUAUGUACACAGCCAGGCUUACGACUCUGCCACCCGACUUUUUUCAUAGUGGUAAUUUCCCAGGCAUCCAAGGCACGCUUUAUGAGGAGGCACAACUUUGCGAUCGCGCAUCAUAUACGAGUGAAAGGGUUCCUGUUUUGAGGCUCCAAAAUAUCCCCAAGGCUAUCAGUAUCGGGGAUGUUCUUGACAAUCUCGCCGGUGGUCCUCUUUACCGCAUCAGUACUACCAAAGGGGGCCCUGAUGAUACCUUCAAGCAUGUUCGCAUCACGUUCGUCCAUCUUCAUCAUGCCAAUGCAUUUCUUGAAUUCGCUCAGAAAAACCACGGAAUAUACAUUAAAGACUGUCCGAAUCGCAUCCAAGUCAUCCAAGAUCCUAGGGAAAAGCCAAAUGUCAUAAGCUACACAACUUUUCGCAAGAUGAUGACGGAAAAUGUUACAAGAAUGGUCUAUGUUGAUGGUUUCCGAAAGGACUUUUGGACUACCAGAAAGCUUCGCGACCUUAUUGUCGUCGCUGUUGACAAGCUUCGUGUUGAAGACCCUGAUAGGUAUCAAUUCAAAGAACCGAUUUGUGAUAAGGUGGAUAUCAUUACGGCUGCAAUGGGCAACAGCAAAGAAAGGGGGGUUGAAGGUCUCAUUGGUUUGAGAAGCAUUGGAUGGGCUAUUUUGGUUCGAACUGCCCUCCAUGGCCUUCAGCACCCUGAGGGAUUUUAUAAGGAGCGUGUUGAAGGAGAACUUGGUCCCAGCAUUAAUCCGAGCGAUGACCCAUCUAGGAUUCCGACUUUGCGUGCUUUUUGGGUCCCUGAUACCGCCGAUAAGCCCCUUGAUAGAAUGGCAAAAUAA